AACCCCAGAACCAGAGGUACGGAGGCCAGGAAGGUGAGAAAAGCAGAAAGACUUAGGGAGAUAAGGGCUCAAAGGUCACCCUUCACCCCAAUUUCGCUCAAGUUCUCCUCCUCCAAAAUGGCUGACAAUGCCACCUCACAAGAAAGCCUUUAUGGAGACUAUGAGGACUAUCCUGACUUUGACGACAACAGCGGCCUCCGUGACUCCAUGCACCUGCUCUCCAUGGUGCUCUACAGCGUGGCCUUCCUGCUGGGGGUGAUAGGGAAUGGCCUGGUUAUCUUUGUCACUGGCUUCCGCAUGAAGAGGACUGUCAAUACUGUCUGGUUCCUCAACUUGGCCUUAGCCGACUUUGUCUUCACUUUCUUUCUCCCGCUGAGUGUGGCCUACAUGGCCCUCGGCUUUCAUUGGCCCUUCGGGAAGGCUCUGUGCAAGCUCAACACCACCGUGGCCUUCCUCAACAUGUUUGCCAGCGUCUUCUUACUCACUGUCAUCAGCAUGGACCGUUGUGUCUCUGUGGCUUGUCCCGUCUGGGCCCAGAACUAUCGCACACCCCGGCUGGCUUCUAUGGUGGCGCUGGGCAUCUGGCUAGCAGCCAUGGCUCUCAGCUCCCCAUACUUUUUCUUCCGGGACACUGGGAGCUCCUCUGGCGAGGAGAAUAUCACCCACUGCUACAACAACUUUGCCUUGUCGGAUGACCUGGACACGGAGGAGGUUGCCAAGCUGGGAGAGGAUCGUCACCGAGCCAUGGUGAUGACCCGCUUCGUGGCUGGGUUCCUGGUGCCAUUCACCAUCAUCUUGUUCUGUUAUGGCAUCAUCACGGCCAGGCUGAAGGGCAGCCGCCUCACACGCUCAGGCAGACCCUUCAAGAUCAUGGUGGCAGUUGUUUUGGCCUUCUUCAUUUGCUGGUUCCCCUAUCAUGUCUUCUCCUUUCUGGAGAUGUCAGUCACCACAGUAACGCCCUGGCUGCAGACCAUUCUGGUGGUGGGGGUACCUUUGGCCUCGGGCCUGGCCUACGUCAACAGCUGCCUGAACCCUUUCCUGUAUGUCUUUGUAGGGCAUGACUUCAGGGAGAAACUGAGGACGUCGGUCCUUGCAGCGUUUGAGAAUGCUUUCAGUGAGACCUCAGCACAGGUGUUAACCAAGAGCAAAUCCAGUUUGGAGAUAGAGUGUCACCUUGUCUAGAGCAGAAGGGGCAAACUGUAGGCCAGGGUUUUGCAAACUUGUGUCUCCAGCUGUUGUUGGACUACAGUUCCCAUGAUCCCUGACCACUGGUCCUGCUAGCUAGGGAUGAUGGGAGUUGUAGUCCAACAGCAGCUGGAGACACAUGUUUGCAAAACCCUGCUUUAGUCUUUUCUCUGCCCUGAUCCUUGAGUCUUCCCUCUCCUUCCCCAAUUCACAGCCAAGUACAAAACAGUGGUUUUGGGAUGGAGGGUUGGGAAUGGCCUGAAGCAAAAUGGUUGCUUAGCACUUGGAGGUAAUCAAGGUCUAUGCUGUUUUGUAAGCUGUACGCUGGGAUGGCCUGCAUAUCAAAAUACAAAUCUUACCUUUCAGGUAUGUGAAGCUAAUAUUAUUUACUCUAAAACUAUCCUGCAGAGUGUAGUAUUACACUCUAUGCUGGCUCUAUGGACAGUGGCGGAGCAAGCCGAUUGGGGACCUGGGGCGGCGUGUGUGCCCUGCGCCCAGGGGUGGGGCCCUCUGCCAGAGGGGCAAGGCAAGCCAGGGCAGGACGCUCCACGGGGCCUCAAAGGAGUCUGCCUGCCUCCUCCCACUCAACCACCCUACAGCUGAGGGGGAGGUGGUGGGUGGACCGUUUUGGACAGGAGAGAUGCGUGGCUCGGGCGCACUGCAGGCCCUGCGGUGAGUGCUGCCCAGCAUUUUGUCACCCCCCUCAUUGGUGACACCCGGAGUAGCCUGCCCCCACUGCACCCCCUUCCUCCGCCCCUGUCUAUGGAAACCCCAGAGGGACAAACCAAGACCCCCCCAUCCACAUUAUAUCUUUAAGGCAGUACCAUGCCACUUUAGUCAUAGAAUCAUGGCUUCCCCCAAAGAAUCCUGGGAACUGUAGUUUGUUACGGGCGCUGAGAGUUGUCAGUAGACCCCUAUUCCUCCUAGAGAGCUACAAUUUGCAGAGUGGUUUAACAACCAAAACCCCUUCCCAGGGACCUCUGGGAAUUGUAACUGUGAGGGGAAUAAGGGGUUACCUAAAACUCUCAGCAGUUUACAGACUACACUUCCCAGGAUUCUUUGGGGGAAGCCAUGGCUGUUUAAAGUGGCAUGGCCUUCUUUAAAGGUACGUGCAUUUGGAUCCCACGUUUGUACAUUUUGAAGGCUUAUUUUGUACUGUAUUAUGUAUUGUACGUUUCUUUUUCUGUACUGGUAACUUUAGGAGUAUUAGU
This is a messenger RNA of Zootoca vivipara (common lizard), 2396 nucleotides long. RefSeq names its product chemerin-like receptor 1. Gene Ontology annotation, molecular function: complement receptor activity; N-formyl peptide receptor activity. Gene Ontology annotation, cellular component: plasma membrane. The record is from RefSeq and is a predicted model, not a curated record. Gene Ontology annotation, biological process: phospholipase C-activating G protein-coupled receptor signaling pathway; positive regulation of cytosolic calcium ion concentration; inflammatory response. NCBI's taxonomy places the organism in Eukaryota, Metazoa, Chordata, Lepidosauria, Squamata, Lacertidae.